This is a messenger RNA of Exophiala xenobiotica, 3584 nucleotides long. RefSeq lists its product as uncharacterized. The transcript has 2 exons. Gene Ontology annotation, biological process: rRNA acetylation involved in maturation of SSU-rRNA. Gene Ontology annotation, molecular function: tRNA binding; 18S rRNA cytidine N-acetyltransferase activity; ATP binding. The record is from RefSeq and is a predicted model, not a curated record. The coding region runs from base 70 to 3450 and encodes 1126 amino acids. Gene Ontology annotation, cellular component: 90S preribosome; nucleolus. NCBI's taxonomy places the organism in Eukaryota, Fungi, Ascomycota, Eurotiomycetes, Chaetothyriales, Herpotrichiellaceae.
CGUGGUUCAACACAAUUUCUCAAUCGCCAGCUGUAGUUUGAGGCGGAGGGAGGCCGGCGCACUGUACCAAUGCCUCGCAAGGCCAUCGACUCGCGCAUACCAGCGCUCAUACGCAAUGGAAUCCAGGAAAAGAAGCGCAGUUUCAUUGUCGUCGUUGGUGACCGAGCCAAGGAUGUUAUCGUACAUCUACACUACAUUAUGUCCUCGGUGGACGUCAAGCAGAACAAGUCUGUGCUGUGGGCUUACAAGAAAGAUCUCCUAGGGUUCACUAGUCACCGAAAAAAGCGAGAGGCAAAGAUCAAGAAGGAAGUCAAGCGAGGCAUUCGAGACGCCAACACAGAAGAUCCCUUUGAACUCUUCGUCACCCUGCACAACAUCCGAUAUGUCUAUUACAAAGAGACGGACAAGAUUCUGGGAAAUACAUAUGGCAUGUGUAUCUUGCAGGAUUUCGAGGCCAUCACACCAAACCUCCUUGCCCGCACGAUCGAGACCGUCGAAGGCGGAGGGCUGGUGCUGCUCCUCCUCAAGGGUAUGAAGAGCUUGAAACAACUCUACACAAUGUCUAUGGAUGUCCACUCCAGAUACCGGACCGAAGCCCACGACGAUGUCGUUGCAAGAUUUAAUGAGCGGUUCAUUCUUUCACUAGGUGCAUGCGAUUCCUGCUUGGUGGUUGACGAUGAGCUGAAUGUACUACCCAUUUCUGGUGGGAAGAACGUCCAAGCUCUGCCACCGCCAGCCUCUGCAGACGAAAGCACUCUGCCAAACAAGAAAGAGUUGAAGGAAAUCAAGGAUAGCUUGGCUGACAGCCAGCCGGUUGGCUCUCUCGUCACUCUAGCAAAGACUGUUGAUCAGGCCAAAGCACUUCUCACCUUUGUGGAUGCCAUAUCAGAGAAGACGCUGCGCAGCACGGUAACUCUGACGGCUGCUCGAGGAAGAGGUAAAUCCGCGGCACUGGGCGUUGCUGUAGCUGCAGCAAUCGCUCACGGUUACAGUAACAUCUUCAUCACAUCGCCCAGCCCCGAAAACCUGAAAACUCUUUUCGAAUUCGUGAUCAAAGGGUUUGACGCUCUCGAAUACAUGGACCAUGUCGACUACACUAUUUUGCAGUCGACAAAUCCAGAGUACAACAAGGCGAUUGUCCGGAUCAAUGUCCACAGACAGCACCGGCAAACAAUACAGUACAUCCAACCGCAAGACGCGCACGUCCUCGGACAGGCUGAGCUAGUUGUUAUCGAUGAGGCAGCUGCCAUACCACUUCCUCUCGUGAGAAAGCUGAUGGGACCUUACCUUGUAUUCAUGGCUUCAACGAUAAAUGGCUACGAAGGGACCGGCCGCUCACUUUCGCUUAAACUCAUCCAGCAACUCCGUGAACAAUCCAGAGGCGGCGUGGUCAACGGUGGCGACCUCGAAGUCGCCGACAAAUCCACGGGAAAAGCGUCCAAAGACGGACAAAAGGUCUACACGGGCGGUCGAUCAUUGAGAGAAAUCACUCUCUCUGAACCCAUCCGAUAUGCCCCAGGCGACGGUGUCGAAAAAUGGCUCAACCGCCUCCUUUGUCUCGACGCAACCCUCCCCAAAUCCAAAAUGAAUACCCAGGGCACACCACACCCUUCAACGUGCGAGCUCGUCCACGUCAACCGCGACACCCUCUUCUCCUUCCACCCGGUCUCCGAAAAGUUCCUCCAACAGAUGAUGGCACUGUACGUCGCCUCACAUUAUAAAAACUCCCCCAACGAUUUACAACUCAUGUCCGACGCCCCGGCGCACCAACUCUUCGUCCUCAUACCUCCUAUCCCCGAAGACGCCAACAAACUCCCCGAACCCCUGUGCGUCUUGCAAGUCGCGCUCGAAGGCCGGAUCAGCAAGAGCUCCGUCCUCAACUCCCUGUCCCGCGGUCAACGUGCCGGAGGCGACCUGAUACCUUGGCUGGUGAGCCAACAAUUUCAAGACUCCGAAUUUGCCGGGCUCUCAGGGAGCCGCGUGGUCCGCAUCGCCACGAACCCCGAGUAUCUGAGCAUGGGCUACGGCUCACGCGCCCUGGAGCUCCUGGCAGAUUUCUACGAGGGCAAGAUCACUUCACUCUCCGAAAAUGACUCGAUCCAAGACGCAGAACAGGUGCCUCGCGUCACCGACGCCGAACUCGAAUCCUCCAACCUUCUCGACGACAACAUCCGCGUCCGCGACAUCCAUCAGAUGCCCCCUCUGUUCUCCAAACUCUCUGAACGCCGCCCCGAUGCACUGGACUACCUCGGCGUCUCAUUUGGAUUGACCCAGCCGCUCCACAAAUUCUGGAAACGCGCCUCCUUCGCACCCGUAUACCUGCGCCAAACACCCAACGACCUGACCGGCGAGCACUCGUGCGUCAUGUUGCGGCCGCUCUCGACGGCGACGAGCACAGACUCUUCCUGGCUAGCCGCCUACGCCCAGGACUUCCACAAACGCUUCCUCACGCUGUUGUCGUACCAGUUCCGCACUUUCGCGUCUGUUCAGGCUCUCAGCAUAUCGGAAUCCGCGUCGCGGGCGACGACGAGCUCCUCAUCCCAGGCCAGUGGAAUAACGCCGUUGACCAAGUCCGACCUCGACUCUCUAUUUUCACCCUUCGAUCUUGCCCGCCUCGAAUCCUACGCGAACAAUAUGCUCGACUACCACGUCAUUCUAGACAUGAUGCCGGCCAUCGCAAUGCUUUUCUUCACGGGCCGGCUGAAACUACCGCCCUGCAAUGUCUCCCUGUCCGGCGUGCAGCAGAGCAUCCUCCUCGCCAUAGGCCUGCAGCGCAAGGAUCUAAGUGAUGUCGAGAAGGAGCUCAAUCUGCCGAGUAAUCAGCUUCUGGCCAUGUUCGUCAAGGUGGUCCGGAAAGUCAGCACGGCAUUUAGAGGGGUGAUCUCGGGUGCAGUCGAGGCCGAGUUGCCGGAGAAAAAGGACGAUGAAAUCAAUGUCGGUGCCGGUAUUGGUGCCAGUGUCAACGGCACGGCUACGGCGGCGUUGCCCAGGAUAAGCAGUCGUGUGCAAGUCCCCAUUAAUGCCAAUGUGGAUGAAGACGAUCCGGAGGAGGAGGAAGUCGAUCCGGCGAUCAAGGAGAAGCAGCGCGCUCUUAUUGAUGCGUUGCCUUUGGAUAAGUACGAGAUCGCAAAUUCCACCUCCGCCAACGCCGACGACGACGACAAAGCAUGGGAAGAAGCCGAGCGCCAAGUCCGUGAAGCCGGCGCCGAUCCUGGCAAAAGCACAAUCGUCAGUGUCAAGAGUCAAAAGAAGAAGAAGAGGAAAGCCGAAGAGGUCAAUAGCGAUGAGCAUGAGCACGAGCAUGGUGAUCGAGAUGGUGGUGUGAGUGAAAAGAAAAAGAAGAAAAGGGACAAGGACAACAGGGAUGGCGAGAAAAAGUACAGAAGUAGUAAACAAGGGGCACACGGGGACAGAGAUGCAAAGAUGCACAAGAGCAAGAAGGAUAGAUGAAGUCUAGCAACAAACAGCAAGGCUACUUUAUGUACGAGAAAUUCAUGAAUCAAGAGAAAGGCCCAAGGUCAUUUACCCAGUCUUGUCCCGUUCAUUUUACUUGUGCCCUGCCUUAGAUAUGCACUGGUAUGUCC